CAGAAACUCAUAUUCCCACACAUGAACACAUUGUUUGCUUUAGCAAGAACUCGUGCACAGCUGGUGAGAUAGGUGUGAUGAACCACCCAUUGCAUCCAACCGACCAAGUUACCCACAUCAUUUACCAAGUCCAAUUGCCCACUCCACUCUCUUUCAGAUCAAGUGUAGAAAAAAACAUCCUCCUUUGAUACUAAUCCAAAACUAAAAAAUCUCACAACAUGGUUGUAACCCGCACAUCACACAGAAAUGAUCAAACCAGUCACCAAACACGAAGCCGUACAGCUGCAACCAACCUAGCAGCCACUAGUACCCAAACCAAUGAAGGAGGAGGCCUAGCCCCAGGUGGAGCCUGUCGAGGACACGCCGGUGGAGGUGGACGAGGAGGACACGCCGGUGGAGGUGGACGAGGAGGACACGCCGGUGGAGGUGGACGGGGAGGACACGCCGGUGGAGGUGGACGAGGAGGACACGCCGGUGGAGGUGGACGGGGAGGACACGCCGGUGGAGGUGGACGAGGAGGACACGCCGGUGGAGGUGGACGAGGAGGUCAAGCCGGUCGAGGUGGACGAGGAGGUCAAGCCGGUCGAGGUGGACAAGGAGGUCAAGCUGGUCGAGGUGGAAGAGGUGGUCAAGCUGGUCGGGGGGGAAGAGCAGGUACACCUGGGGCCAGUCGGACGAACCAUGCUGCUGAGCAUUGGGGCGGAGGCGAUUCAGACAGUGGAUUUGACAUGGAAAGUCCUGGACAUGGAUUCGACACAGAAAGUCCUGGACAACAUCGUCGAGAGGAUACCCCUGCCGCAUGGUAUGAUGGCCAUGAAGAAGACCAAAACCGUUCAACUGCCAGUCCUGACCCUUGUGAUGGACUGACCCUGGAAAAUUACGAGAGCCGACUACACCACUGGACCGAAAGGCAACUACGUGAAGUACUAGGACGACAAACCGGCCAAAGUAAUCGUGUCCCCAGAGAGAUCCAAGAAGCCCUGCGAUACCACAAAAUGAACUACACAAAAAUGAAGAUGAUGUUAGCCUUGAUUGGUAAUGUCUCCAUCAAGACGGUCAACUCAUUUCCAGGGAGAAGAUCGUCCAUCACGACAAAGAAGCAACUGGAAUCGAUUUGUGGCAUUCAGCAAGGCCCAGUGCUGAAACCCCAAGUACGUCUUGCAAAAUCAGUACCCACCAGUCCAAGCAGGAAAAACUUACCCAAUAAUUUCAAUAUAGUGCCACCCAAGGGUUCACCUGAUGGAUGGGACAGACGGAAUGGCCACCUCGGUGCAGUGUGGCAGGCCAUGGAACCUGAAUGCCAGUUGGUGUUUGAUGCAAGAAUCUUCCGACAUUUUUCUAAAAUACCGAUUCCAUACGACGGAGAAGAGGAAGAAGAUGACGAAGGCAUCAGUGACUCACCAACCCAACUUUUGUCUUCUGAAGAAGAGGAGUAUUUUGAAUCAAUCUAUAAUGACCUUGUGAAUCACGAAAAGGUAGCUAUGGUUGUCCAAAAGGGUGUCGAAACCGAUGGUAGCUCUGGCAUCCAAAAACAAGUGUUGCGUCACAUCACUCGCAUAAAUUCAGAGCUUUACACUGUAUCAACCGCCUACAACUUGACGUACUACCUUCUCACUGCCACACGAUUCCCUGGUGAUGGCAGUUUUUGCCGAGAGUUGUCCAACAAUCCUACAUGGCUUCAAGUUGUGAGAGAUCAAUGGACUGCCAAGGUCAUCUUUGAAGCUUAUAGCCAAGGAAGACAAAUUCAAGAAGUAGUCGAAGAACUCACUGGUUCGGGGGACGAGAAUUCAUCUGCCGGAAAACCAUCGGAUAUCAUACGAACCAACUUGCGGCACAAACUGAAUGGAUUACUUGCUGAAGCUCUUGGCGUUGAAAAUGCCAAAUUCCCAAAGCAAAAAGACCCGGUUAGCCGGUUAGCAUGCAAGUAUCCUUACUUGACUAUUGUGCAGACUGAAGAAUCUACUCUCAGCAAAGAAGAACUAUACAUGGGUGCGGAUCAUAUAGUCACCAGCAUUCGAGAAAAAUGGCUUACAGAUAUUGAGACUGGCGCCUUCCAAAUUGUUCACGCAUCAAACAAUUAA
Messenger RNA from Puccinia graminis f. sp. tritici CRL 75-36-700-3, 2081 nucleotides. RefSeq lists its product as uncharacterized. Gene Ontology annotation, molecular function: calcium ion binding. Gene Ontology annotation, biological process: regulation of release of sequestered calcium ion into cytosol. The transcript is spliced from 4 exons. Gene Ontology annotation, cellular component: sarcoplasmic reticulum lumen. The coding region runs from base 219 to 2081 and encodes 620 amino acids. Lineage: Eukaryota; Fungi; Basidiomycota; Pucciniomycetes; Pucciniales; Pucciniaceae. The record is from RefSeq and is a predicted model, not a curated record.